AAGCGUCUCAGUUAGCUAACAUAGCUACGUGCUCUACCUUAGCAACUAUAUGGAGGCGACUAAUACUGAGAACCCUCAGGAACCUCACCUGAGGCACGUGGAGACUGAUGUGCUGAUUCCCAAAAUGAUGAGAGAGAAGGCUAAAGAGAGAUGUUCAAAACAGGUUGAAGCAUUCACCCAGUGUUGCAAGGAGACUGGUUUCUUCAUGGUGUUUAGGUGCCAGGAUGAGAAUGCUGCACUGAAGGAGUGCCUGACUGCCCACUACCAAGACCCAACCUUCUAUGAAGAGUGCAAACAGGAGUACAUUAAGGAGAAACAGGAGUAUGAAAAAACCGGGAUCCCCAUGAAAAACCGGAAACAGAAAGUCCCGACCAGCAUGUAGACUUCAAAGCGAUAGCCGUAGCCGGUGAUUUCGGGGAGAGAUGUGUCCAGUGCCUUUGCACUCAGUUUAUAUUGUACACAGUGAAAAGUGGGAUGUCCAGUAAGAGGACGAACGAGGGAAUUCUUUCUUGGGCCAUUUUGGGCACUCAUUGGUGCGGCAGUCUUGACUGUGUCUGUAACAUAAGAUGAGAUUCUAUAUCUGUGUCUUGGCCCACUGUUUAUAUUCAUGAGAGUCUCAUAUGAAUCUUCACAAACGCCUAAGCCUGAUAAAAAUUCAUUGAGAAUUUUUCAAAUCAAAUCAGAUGGCUGUGGGCAUUUCCCCACAGGGAAUUAUGACACAUAAUGUAGAACAGGAUUUUUUUUUUUUUUUUGCCUUUUCAAAUGGAAGUUCAAGUCUGACAUUGCUUGUUUAUUUUGAUUUUGUUUUUCCCCAGAUUUGCUUCAAGUCAAUACAUAAUGUCGUAUAUAUGUCUGAAGACAGUUUAUAGAUGUUGAAUUGAUAAGUUGAUACCAUACAAGAACACAUGCCUUAUCAGCGCUAUCACACAUAUCCAUGUGCAUCGUACAAAUGUAUCUCUGCGUUAGACAUUAAUAAUACUAAUGCUCUGGAAUCUGAUUAAAAUCUAGUAUUUAUUUUAAUUAUGAUGGGUGUACAUACCAAUGUAUAUUUUAGAGGAAACAUUAUUCAGUGAUUAUGAUUUCUCAGAUUGUAGCCUCACAAUAAGCAGAGGAUUAAAAGACCAGAAAACAAAAACAUGGAACUGCACAAGCAGAUCCAGGCAGCUUUAAGUCAAUGGUUUGAGAUUCUUGGUCCAGGGAUCACAAUUGAUUUUAAUACCACACCAGGAGAGUUUGUGAUGGCACUUGAAUUAUGUCCUUUGUUGUGCUUAGAAUCCUCAUAAAUACAACACAGACAUGUAUAUUAAAAGAUACAAAAAAUGA
This is a messenger RNA of Chanos chanos (milkfish), 1323 nucleotides long. RefSeq names its product C-x(9)-C motif containing 1 (gene cmc1). The transcript has 4 exons. NCBI's taxonomy places the organism in Eukaryota, Metazoa, Chordata, Actinopteri, Gonorynchiformes, Chanidae. The record is from RefSeq and is a predicted model, not a curated record. The coding region runs from base 50 to 382 and encodes 110 amino acids. Gene Ontology annotation, cellular component: mitochondrion.